CUUAAUUAAGAGUUGACUGAUGAAAUCUAUCAAACUUGGAUUUGAAUUGUUAAAUUUAGCACAGCUUCAUAAAACCAGUACCCCAACCAGAUAUGCAAAGGGAGAGCAAAAAAAAAGAAAAAAGAAAAAGAAAAACCACCCGCACCUCCCGGCAACACCGCAUCGAACGCUUCUCCGGGAGCGUGUCGCUCACUCGCUUCUGUGGCACACUGGCACCAGUAUCAGGGAGAUCAACGCUCUAAAAUCUAGGCGUCUACCGAAGUUUCAGCUCACAUUCCUCACUUUAUCUUCUUUUCUUCUGUAUUUUUUCCAGUGGCGUACUAAUACUGGCUCGAAGAAAUGGAGGCGAGGAGAAAUGACAGUCCGGUGUAUACGCGCCAUUGGAGAACCGAAUCCGAAGUGCUUAACCCUCCGGGAGCUGCAGCAUCUGCCGCGCGUCCGCACCAUGUUCGCUCCUCCUCCGUCUCCGGCAUGUCCAGCAUUAAGCGCACUCAGAAUGUCGCAGCCAAAGCCGCUGCUCAACGGCUUGCUCAAGUGAUGGCCUCCCAAGCUGCCACGGGCAAUGACGAUGAUGAGCAAGAAGAUAGUGAUGAUCUCGGCUUCCGAUUUGCUCCUCAGCCUCUAUCCAGAACUGCCUCCGGUCCUCCCCCCAACAGUAACUAUAGAAUGAAUGGUGCUGCUGCCAAGGCAUCUGCUUCUUCAAGUAGGAUCAGUGCCAGAUCUUCUUCUCCGUUGCUAGCUAGGAAAGUGGUGGAAGAAGCUCCAUCUCUUCAGUCAAUGUCAGCUGGGAGACCUUUAAUGUCAACUCGUCCCGCACCAGCAGUACCAACUAGCCGGCCAUCUUCAAUGCCCAUACCACCAAUCGAUGCUCCCAUCAACAAGCCACAAGAGAAAAGAUUCUCAUCAAAUCUGGGACAAGUAAAUUUAAACGAUAGGAGAGAUCAGCAUGGCACAUCUACACUCCAUGAUGAAGUAAAAUGGUCGCAGUUAUUUGGUGGUAAUGGUGGUGGUACUAAGUGGACAUACUUCGGAAAAUAUACCAAUGUGAUUUGUCUCCAGCACUUCCAUCAAAUAAGAGAACAUUCCAAUUACUGAAGAGUUUGAUAUGCUACAAGAAGAAAAUGAGAAUCUUCGUGAAAAGCUUAGGAUUGCAGAGGAGAAUUUUAGAGAAGCAGAAGCUAGAGUUAUGGAGUUCGAGAAGCAGGUUGCUGCUGUGGGAAAAGGAGUGUCAUUAGAAGCCAAGCUAUUGAACAGAAAAGAAGCUUCUCUACGCCAAAGGGAGGCUGCACUAAAAGAAGCAAAGUCAAAAGAAGGGGUAGAUGCAGAGCUUGCAACCCUCCGUUCUGGUGUAAUGAAUGCCAAAAAAGAAGCAGAUUCUGUUAAUGAUAAACUUCAAGUGACUCAAUCUGAAGUUAAAUCGCUGCGGUCUAUGACACAAAGAAUGGUUCUAACCCAGAAUGAAAUGGAAGAAGUUGUUCUCAAAAGAUGCUGGCUUGCUCGUUAUUGGGGUUUAGCUGCUCAGUAUGGUAUCUGUGUGGAUAUUGCUGUCACAAAGCAUGAGUAUUGGUCAUCUUUCGCCCCUCUUCCUUUUGAAAUAGUCCUCUCUGCUGGGCAAAAAGCUAAGGAAGAAUACUCGCAAACAGGAGAUGACAAUCCAGAAAGGGGCAAGCAUGUUCAAGAUUUGAGUGAUCUGACUGGUGAAAGCAACAUUGAGACUAUGCUUUUAGUUGAGAUGGGAUUGAAAGAACUUACUACAUUGAAGGUUGAAGACGCAAUUGUAGUUGCACUGGCCCAACAACGGCACAUAAACUCUUCUAGAUUGUCAAUCUCAGAUCUCAAGUCACCUGCCAGUGAUCCCAAGUAUAUGGAAGCAGUUGAAUUGAGCCCCGAGGAGUCUGAGGAUGUGCUUUUCAAGGAGGCAUGGCUAACUUAUUUUUGGAGGAGAGCCAAGACCCAAGGCAUAGAGGAGGAAAUUGCCAACAAGCGGCUUCAGUUUUGGAUAGGCCGUAGUUCUCAGUCACCAACAUCAUAUGAUGCUGUUGAUGUUGAGCAAGGCCUAAUGGAGCUUAGGAAGUUGGGCAUUGAGCGACGACUAUGGGAGGCAUCUCGUAAAGAAACUGAGGAUCAUGACUCUUCUCUUACUGGAAAUUAAUAUACCCCAUCAGACAAUGAAAGAGUUCAAAGGAAUCUGCUUGUCCGCAAAUUAUUGUAUGUACUCCGUAUAUAGUUCUUCACCUCUUUUCCUUCCCACAUCAUUUUUCAUUGCCAAACAAAUGUUGUUUUUGUAUAUUAACAUAAACUCAUAUUAUUACUAUACGUUUCUCAGUGUCUAUUUAGAAUUCCUCAGAAAGAUACAAGGGUGUAGUGAAAUCUUCAUCUAAUGUAUUGAGUUAUUGGAAGAUUUACAAGUAAUAUGUCCACUGUUUAGGUGGAGCGUUGGCUGGCUACUCCCUAAAUAUGGGAUGCUUGCUAAUUAAGUUCGCAUUGUCUUAUGCUCAAUUUAU
This is a messenger RNA of Cuscuta epithymum, 2504 nucleotides long. NCBI's taxonomy places the organism in Eukaryota, Viridiplantae, Streptophyta, Magnoliopsida, Solanales, Convolvulaceae. The record is from the annotation of a GenBank genome assembly.